Molecule: messenger RNA, 2025 nt
Organism: Meleagris gallopavo (turkey)
Lineage: Eukaryota; Metazoa; Chordata; Aves; Galliformes; Phasianidae
Source: RefSeq, a predicted model, not a curated record
GUCGGGGGCGGCCCUGGACGAGGCGCGCCGCCUGGUGCUGGCCUACAGGGCAGGCACGGUGCCCCCAGGGCUGACCGAGGAUGAGCUGUGGCGUGCCAAGUACAUCUAUGAUUCUGCCUUCCACCCCGACACGGGAGAGAAAAUGCUGCUCAUCGGGCGCAUGUCCGCCCAGGUGCCCAUGAACAUGACCAUCACCGGCUGCAUGCUGACCUUCUAUAGGACCACGCCGGCUGUGGUGUUUUGGCAGUGGGUCAACCAGUCCUUCAAUGCCAUCGUUAACUACACCAACCGCAGCGGGGAUGCCCCUAUCACCCCCAGCCAGCUGGGGACGGCCUACGUGAGCGCGACCGGCGGUGCGGUUGUUACGGCGCUAGGGCUCAAGUCCCUCACCAAGCACCUGCCGGCCAUCAUUGGGCGCUACGUGCCUUUUGCGGCUGUGGCUGCUGCCAACUGCAUCAACAUCCCGCUGAUGAGACAGAGGGAGCUCAAAGUGGGGAUCCCCAUCACAGAUGAGAAUGGGAACCGCCUGGGUGAGUCCACGGCAGCCGCCCAGAAGGCCAUCUUCCAGGUGGUGGUGUCCCGCAUCGGAAUGGCAGCCCCGGCCAUGGCCAUCCCCCCAGUGAUCAUGAAUGUGCUGGAGAAAAGAGCCUUCCUGAAGCGGUACCCGUACCUGAACGCUCCCCUGCAGGUUGGAUUGGUGGGACUCUGCUUGGUGUUUGCAACCCCACUGUGCUGCGCACUCUUCCCACAGAAGAGCUCGAUGCAGGUGAGCCGCCUGGAGCCCAGUGUCCAAGCUCAAAUCCGGGAGGUGGACCCACAGCUGCACACUGUCUACUUCAACAAGGGGCUGUGAGCACGGGGCCGCUGCGUUGCUGAGCUCAGAGCGUCCCAAAGAUGCAGCUGCUGCCCUCUGGCCACCUCCUGUCCCUGGGUGCUUGGGUAUAGCUGAGCCCCCGAACCCAGCGGGCUCCCAUCCUAGCACCUUCCCUGAGCUGUGCUUUACUGCUCUCCCGUCCCUUCAUGGGGCUGUCCUGAGGGCCACCAGCCCGGUGCCAGGAGCAGGGGAUAUUUCCCUGGUGGCACAAGGCUAGCGGUAGCAGGGCUGGGCAUACAGGUGCUUCACGAGGGUGGGGACAAAGGGGCCCCGUGUGCUGCUGCCAUCCUCCUGCGGUGCUGCACAUUGCUGGGACACCCAAGUGUCCCAACCUUGGGCAAUAUCAUGGGGUGGCUGUGCUGUUGGUGUCCCUGCAAGCUCCGACCCACGUUGUACCGGGUGUCUCCAUCCUGGCUGUCCCCCAGCGUGUUUCCCGUACCCAGUGUGUAUGUGGCUGUGUUCAGGCUGUGUCCCAUGGCAUCCCCCAGGCUGGAGCCUCAGAUGGAUGCUCCCACCCUUGGGCAUGGCAUCCAGAGAACACAACCCCUCAGAAGCCAGAGGUGAGCACUAUGGGAUAUACAGUGCAGUGGGGGGGCCGCUCCAGCCUGGGUGUGCGUGCGCAGCUCCCCGUGCGCUCUGCUCUGUGCUGAUCCCGGGCUGUAAUCUGGCUUUCCCCGGAGCAAAUGGCACAUUUUAAUCUCAGCAGUCUCCAUUUUAUUCCCUUUAAUGCGCCUUUGCUCAAGGCUCGGCUCCUGCAUGGCUUCCUCCAUGGACCUUCUCAUAUGGCUUUAAGCACAUCGCUGUUUCCUCUGGUUAUUUUUGUAAUACAUACUCCGUACCUGUAUCUACCAAAUAAUAAAGGCAGGUUGUUUAUACAAAAGCAGAGAGAAGUCCCUUGCUUACCGCUCCCCAUGCCAUGGAAAGGGGCUGGGGGCUGCCUUGGGGACACCAUGGGAUGGAUGGUCAGCACAGAGCACGCAGCACCCAUUAGGGAUGCAGGAGCAGCCCCGUCCCCCCCAGCCCCGGCAUAUUGCACAUAUCUCCCCCGAGCCAGCCAUCGGCGGCUUAUAAAUAAUGCAGCCCCUCGCCGUGCAAUAAGGGCUUGUCAAUUGCUGUUCUGCUCUCAUAAAUUAAAGAUGAAAAGGUACAAG